This is a messenger RNA of Scedosporium apiospermum, 2136 nucleotides long. RefSeq lists its product as uncharacterized. Bases 1 to 2136 code for a protein of 711 amino acids. Lineage: Eukaryota; Fungi; Ascomycota; Sordariomycetes; Microascales; Microascaceae. Gene Ontology annotation, molecular function: acyltransferase activity, transferring groups other than amino-acyl groups. The transcript is spliced from 3 exons. The record is from RefSeq and is a predicted model, not a curated record.
AUGUCUCCACAAAUUCUUGAUCUCCGCAUCGAACUCGCCGAUAGCGCUGAGGAUAUCGAGCGCGGCUUCCAUUGCGCAUGCGAGACUUUUGGCCGACAGACCCAAGAUGGAAUCUGGAUAGCGAUGAAUCCGGGCUGGGACACGCCCGAAGGCUAUGCGAGGGGAGUGAAAAAUAUGGUGGACCGCUGGCGCGGGGUAACGAUGGACAGAGAGGGGAACCUCACCACUGCCUUCAUCAAAGCCACGGUUCCAGAUCACCAAAGCGAUGGGGGCCGCGUGAUUGUUGGAAUGGCCAUCUGGGUACAGGCUUCCGUAGUGGAGGGCUGUGGGCAGCCUCCCGUUGAGGACUUCAGCCAGGCCAUGGACCUUGACUUGCUUUAUCCGAGUGACAAGGCGCAACAACGCUAUCUCUGCCAGCUCGACUAUUCGCUCCAUAAACGCCGGAUCGAGGUCGUGAAGGAGAAAGCCAACACCUCCUCUCCCGCUGUCAUGGUCCUGGACUUUUGCGUUGUGGACCCCGCUUUCCAGCGCAAGGGUAUUGCGUCCAAACUCGUGCAAUGGGGACUGGAAGAGGCAAAACGGCGAGGUGGACUGGAGGCAAUCACAGAGGCGUCCGCCAUGGGCAGGCACGUGUAUCAGCGGUUAGGCUUUCAGCAGGAGGGCCCCGAGAUCGAAUAUAUCGUGGACGAUGAAUUCAAGCAGCGGGAGCGGCCUUCGAAUAUUUUCAUGCGCACGGCUGGGGUUGCUUUCGCGGCCAUCAACAAAUGCAAAUUCCCGGCGGAUCACAUAAUUGAGCGGGACGUCGCCAUUGUCGGUGGAGGUGCGUCUGGUGCACACGCUGCGGUGUUGCUGAAGGAGGAUUUUGGGAAAAGCAUCGUUGUUGUCGAGAAGCAGAAUCGCCUGGGAGGGCAUGUCGCAACCUACGCAGAUGGCUCUGGGAAAACGUUCGAGUACGGAGUGCAGUCGUAUCUCGAAUACGGAGACGCAUUAGCCUUCUUUGAGCGCUUCAACGUAACAACUGGCGUCCCUACACGCGGGGCUCUGACUAGCGCCUACGCGGAUUUUUCCACCGGGCUCAACGUGAGCACAUUCAUAAACCCAGCUAACGAUGAGCGAGUGGCGGCUUUGAAUCGGUUUCUGGAGGCUGCCGAGCUGUAUGAAGAUAUGAUCCUACCUGGCUAUUGGAACUUUCCCGAACCGGAUGCUAUCCCAAAGGACCUCCUCUUACCAUUUGGCGAAUUCGCGAAGAAGUACGAAUUGGACGCCGCCAUGCCUCAAAUGUUCCAAGUGCCCGGGCCAGGCGUCGUCGAUUGGACUGAUGCGCCAACGCUCCACGUCAUGCAGGUUUUCGGUGCGCCGAUGGCAAGGGCGCUUGUCGGUGCUGCGCCUACAUUUGGCCCUCUGUCACGAAACAACACCGAAUUGUAUGGGAAAAUUGGUGCUUCUUUGGGUGAUGACGUGCUUUACUCCAGCACUGUGGCCAAAGCGGAGAGAGAUGACACGGGUGUCAAGCUUGUUGCGAAGUCGAAGAGCGGCGAGGAAUUCUUGAUUAUCGCCAAGAGACUGCUCAUCGCGUUUGAACCGACCAUCGAAGCCAUGGAAUCGUUCGAUCUUGACAAAGGGGAGCUAGGGGUCUUUGAGAAAUUUGACUACUCGACGGUCUAUGCCGGAAUAGUUUCUCACCCUUCGUUGCAGAUCAACGUGUCCCUGGUCAAUACGGUUCCUGAAGCCGCACCUGACGACUACUACCAUUUCCCGAAGGCGCCGAUUCUUGCCCGUUUCGAUUACAUGGGUGCAGAGUCCGACUUGUUCCGAGUUCUUAUCGUGGGAGACAAGACUCUCGAUGAGGAAGGCGCUCGACAACUGGUCCGCGACAGUCUUGCCAACUUGAUCGAGGGAGGUGCCCUCCCCGAUGGCGAUGUAGACGACCUCGAGUUCGUUGCGUUUGUGGACCACGGGGCAAUGCACUUGAGGGCGAGUCUCGACGAUCUGAAGGAGGGCUUCAUUCAGGAGCAAUAUGCGCUGCAGGGGCACCGGUCUACAUGGUAUACAGGUGCUGCCUGGUCGGUGCAGUUCACGACGAUUCUCUGGGCAUUCAACGAUAUCUUGCUCCCCAAGGUUGUGGAAGAACUGUGA